AGAAAGGCUACACUGACUCCAUAAGGAUCCUAUUAAGCAGGGAACAUAUAGAUGUGAAUUCCAAAGAUUUAACAACUGGACAAACGCCAUUGAUGUUAUUUGCAAGGGAUGGAGAUAUCAGCUUUUUGGAAAGAACAAUAGAUCUUGGAGCUUCCCUAGAUGAGGUUGACCUUACUGAGAAGACAGCCUUGAUGUAUGCAUGUAUGCCAAGACACCAGUGUGACAGUGUGGAAGAACUACUGGACGCUGGAGCUAAUGUGAAUAUAAAUGACCAAAAUGGCCGCAAUGCACUCAUGUUUACCUGCAAAAGUGGAUGCUACAAUUGUGCAAAAAUGAUUCUUGCUGGAAGAGCAGAAGUCAAUGCUUGUACAAGGCAGGGUCAAACUGCUAUGACAUACGCUUUAACAAGCUGUAUAAUUAGAUCAUGUUUUGCAUCAUUCAGUAUUACAGAACACUUGGUCAAGUUACUCCUCCUGAAAGGAGCAACUUUGGAUUUAUGUAAGUUCACAAAAGAGAUAGUCAGUGACAUCAAAUGUUAUUACAGAAUGUACGACACUAUCAUCUUUCUAUACAGGAUGCUAUUGCAAUAUAGUUGUAAGCCAUGUAGAUUUAGGCUGAUAGGAGAAAUCAGAGCAAUGGUUAACAACAACAUUACAAGCAUACAUGAAUUCAGCAUAAUUACAAAGAUAAAGGCAACAGAAAUAGCCUCUAUUCUCCAGAAUGCUGCAGAUGGAGAUAGUGACAGUGAAAGUGAUGAUGAAACUGAUGAAGACAGUGACAGUGAUCAUGACAGUGAUAAUGAGAAUGUCAAUAGAAAUCGAAUUGACAAAGGUCUAAACACAAUGGACUUUGCCUAUUCAACUGCCUUCAAAAAGCUGCUUGAACAAUACCCUAAAGAUUUGAGACUUGAGCACAUAGCAGCAAUGAGUACAAGGGAAGCACAUGGAGUUGAAUAUGUGAAAUCAUUAGUUGACUGCGGAGAAUUUCCAAAGCCGAUUUAUGACAUAUUUGAGAAAAUUGUUACACCACAAUAGUGUUGGUAUAUAAUUGUGACACUUUGAUAGUGGACUUGAGGAUGUGUGGAACAAGUUUAAACUUUUGACUCUUUUUCAUGAAGUUGCAUAUCUUGGAUCAAGAUAUGAUGAACUGUUGUCUGCCAUGCAGAAGAAUUACAGAUUAAUAGAAAU
Molecule: messenger RNA, 1187 nt
Organism: Owenia fusiformis
Lineage: Eukaryota; Metazoa; Annelida; Polychaeta; Sabellida; Oweniidae
Source: the annotation of a GenBank genome assembly